AACAUCGCGCUGGGGCUUUGCCGGCACCAGCGUGCUGCGGUACCCUAGAGAUGGCGUUUCGUAGCCGGAGACCGGAGCACAGCGGACCGCCAGAGCUGUUUUAUGACCAGAAUGAAGCCCGGAAAUACGUUCGCAAUUCACGGAUGAUUGACAUCCAGACCAAGAUGACUGAGCGAGCAUUGGAGCUCCUCUGUUUGCCAGAGGGUCAGCCCUCUUUUCUGUUAGACAUUGGCUGUGGUUCAGGACUGAGCGGAGACUAUAUCUCAGAAGAGGGGCACUAUUGGGUGGGCAUUGACAUCAGCCCUGCCAUGUUGGAUGCUGCCUUGGACCGAGACACAGAGGGAGACCUGCUGCUAGGGGACAUGGGCCAGGGAAUCCCUUUCAGACCAGGUUCUUUUGAUGGCUGCAUUAGCAUCUCAGCUGUUCAGUGGCUCUGCAAUGCAAACAAGAAGUCAGAUGUCCCUGCCAGGCGCCUCUACUGCUUCUUUUCCUCUCUAUACUCUGCCCUGGUCCAUGGGGCCCGAGCUGUCCUGCAGCUAUACCCGGAGAACUCAGAGCAGCUGGAGCUGAUCACAACCCAGGCCACGAGGGCAGGCUUCACUGGUGGCGUGGUGGUGGACUUCCCCAACAGUGCCAAAGCAAAGAAGUUCUACCUCUGUCUGUUUUCUGGGCCUUCCACCUCCCUGCCAAAGGGGCUGACUGAAAGUCAGGAUGCAGACCAGGCUACCGAGUUCACUUUCACCAGUGAGAGGGCUCCACACAAGAAGGCACGGCGGGACCUGGUGAAGAAAAGCAGGGAGUGGGUCCUAGAGAAGAAGGAGAGGCGCAGGCGCCAGGGCAAGGAGGUCAGACCUGAUACCCAGUACACCGGCCGCAAGCGAAAGCCCCGCUUCUGAGGGUGCUGGAUCUAAUCAAGUGGAGAGAGUGGCCACCCACGCCUGCACCCAGUCCUGCAGACACCCUGGCCACCCACGCCUGCACCCAGUCCUGCAGACUGCCCUGGCCACCCACUCUGUUCAGAGGUUGGGAGCUGUCCAAUCCAUGACUGCCUCUGAGGAAUUUUCUAGAUUGAACUGUUUACCUCAGCCGCUAGCAACAUAGUGUUUUAGAAAAGUUGUGAAUUUCACAGAAUAUUUUUUCACUAAAAGAGUUUAGUGAUUUGGGUUUGGCAGCCCAGACCCUGUAAUCCCAACACCCUCCUGAGAGGCUGAGGCAGCAAGAUGGAAAGUUCCAUCCAGGUCAUUCUGGGCUACACAGUAAAAACCUGUCUUAAAAAAACAAAAAGAAAAAUU
This is a messenger RNA of Phodopus roborovskii (desert hamster), 1292 nucleotides long. It is a transcript of the gene Bud23, whose product is annotated as BUD23 rRNA methyltransferase and ribosome maturation factor. Gene Ontology annotation, molecular function: rRNA (guanine) methyltransferase activity. The transcript is spliced from 12 exons. Gene Ontology annotation, biological process: rRNA (guanine-N7)-methylation. Gene Ontology annotation, cellular component: nucleolus. Lineage: Eukaryota; Metazoa; Chordata; Mammalia; Rodentia; Cricetidae. The record is from RefSeq and is a predicted model, not a curated record. Bases 51 to 896 code for a protein of 281 amino acids.